Molecule: messenger RNA, 2236 nt
Organism: Olea europaea var. sylvestris
Lineage: Eukaryota; Viridiplantae; Streptophyta; Magnoliopsida; Lamiales; Oleaceae
Product: protein NRT1/ PTR FAMILY 4.6-like
Exons: 5
Coding region: 195-1955 (586 amino acids)
Biological process (GO): transmembrane transport
Cellular component (GO): membrane
Molecular function (GO): transmembrane transporter activity
Source: RefSeq, a predicted model, not a curated record
CUCUUUCUUCUUUUUUUUCUUGGUGCUGAGUGCCCAACAAACAAUGCCCUAAUUCAAAAAUAAAAAUCCAACAAAAAAAACAGAAAAAGUAUAAAACUUUCUAGCUUUUUUUGUACCCUUUUUUUCUCCACCUAUUUAAAUGAUCCACCGUUGAUCAGUUCUUGAUUCCUGAUCUCAAUUUAUAAGAGAAAAAAAUGGAAGUGGAAAAUCAGUUGAGCGCAUGGGAUGGCUAUGUAGAUUGGAAGAACAAGCCUGCAGUAAGAGGCAAACAUGGUGGCAUGCUGGCUGCCUCCUUUGUUUUGGUGGUGGAGGUGUUGGAGAAUUUAGCAUAUUUGGCAAAUGCCAGCAACUUGGUGCUAUACCUAAAGGAGUUCAUGCAUUUUCCCCCCACAGAUUCUGCAAAUUCUGUCACAAAUUUUAUGGGCACAGCCUUUCUUCUUGCACUCCUUGGUGGCUUUUUGUCUGAUGCUUUAUUCACAACUUAUCACAUCUAUCUGAUCAGUGCAGUAAUUGAAUUCCUGGGACUGGUUUUACUGACGGUGCAAGCACACUCGGGCUCCUUAAAGCCACCAAAAUGUAACCCAGCCACCGCCAAUUUGCCAUGCCAACAAGUUCAUGGUGCAAAGGCUGCAAUGCUUUUCUUAGGUCUCUAUUUAGUGGCUCUAGGCGUUGGAGGCAUUAAGGGGUCGUUAGCGGCCCACGGGGCCGAGCAGUUCGACGAGAACACCCCUCACGGAAGAAAGCAAAGAUCAACUUUCUUCAAUUAUUUUGUGUUCUGCCUCUCUUUUGGCGCUCUUUUUGCUGUGACAUUGGUGGUGUGGAUUGAAGACAACAAGGGAUGGGAAUGGGGGUUUGGAAUUUCCACACUGACAAUAUUGUUGUCAAUUCCAAUCUUUUUAGCAGGCUCAAAAUUUUACAGGAACAAAAUACCUAAUGGGAGCCCACUUACAGUAAUAUUUAAGGUUCUGGUUGGUGCCAUGUUAAAUAGUUGCAUGGCAAGAAGUCCAAGCAAUGCAAUUGCAAAUAUGGCCACAAGCCCUUCCCCGACUCCACCCUCUAAAGAAGUGACUACAGAAAAUCAUGACAAAGUUGUAGAAACAUUUGAAUCCCCAUCUCAAAGUCUCAAGUUCCUCAACAGAGCAGUCAUAUACAAGCCAACUUUCGAUGCAUUAAAAUGCUCAGUACAGCAAGUCGAAGAAGUCAAGAUUGUAAUCAAAAUUCUACCCGUCUUCGUUUGCACUGUCAUGCUCAAUUGCUGUCUUGCUCAACUCUCCACAUUCUCCGUAGAACAAGCUGCUACCAUGAAUACGAAACUGGGAUCACUAAAAGUCCCUCCAGCUUCGCUUCCAGUUUUCCCUGUAGUCUUCAUCAUGAUCCUGGCACCAGUAUAUGAUCAUUUAAUAGUUCCAUUCGCACGAAGAGUAACAAAAAGUGAGACUGGCAUUACACACUUACAGCGCAUUGGAAUAGGUCUGGUUCUCUCCAUACUAGCCAUGGCAGUGGCAGCCAUGGUUGAAAUUAAGCGCAAGAGAGUAGCUGCUAACUCGGGUUUACUCGACUCCACCCAACCAUUGCCCAUUACGUUUUUCUGGAUCGCACUUCAGUACUUGUUUCUUGGAUCAGCUGAUCUCUUCACCCUAGCCGGCUUACUGGAAUUUUUCUUCACGGAGGCACCAGUUAGCAUGAGAUCUUUGGCCACUUCUCUUUCUUGGGCAUCGUUGGCCAUGGGAUACUACCUUAGCACUGUAAUUGUGUCGAUAGUGAACAGUGCAACAGGUGACUCCAAGCACAAGCCAUGGCUUUCUGAUAGAAACUUAAAUCACCAUCACCUGGAGAGAUUCUACUGGCUAAUGUGCGUCCUCAGCACGUUGAAUUUCUUGCACUAUCUCUUCUGGGCUAAAAUAUACAAGUAUGGAUCCAACAAGCGAAAUUGGGCUGUGGAAAUGACUAAAUGAAACUGCCAAAUGAUGUCUCUUGAUCGGGGAUUCAUUUCAUGUUCAGGAAAUCCUUGCGACUGUAAAUAUGUUCCAUGAUUUGCUGUCCAGCAAGAGGGACUAGAUCAGACUACAAUAAAACAGGCCAGCACAGUUUAAGUUUUUGCUUUGUAACAUCAUUUUGUCAUCUAAUCAAGACAGUUAUCAAAUGAUCUUAUUGUUGUUAUAGUCGAGGUUGAACACCGCCAUGUACAUGAAUCUCUCGAUUGUUUAUAAAUUGAGGACUUUAUUUUCUGUUCUCC